Messenger RNA from Rhododendron vialii, 758 nucleotides. RefSeq names its product large ribosomal subunit protein eL31. Lineage: Eukaryota; Viridiplantae; Streptophyta; Magnoliopsida; Ericales; Ericaceae. Gene Ontology annotation, molecular function: structural constituent of ribosome. The record is from RefSeq and is a predicted model, not a curated record. Gene Ontology annotation, biological process: cytoplasmic translation. The transcript has 3 exons. The coding region runs from base 233 to 595 and encodes 120 amino acids. Gene Ontology annotation, cellular component: cytosolic large ribosomal subunit; ribosome.
CUGUGUGAUGGGCUUUACCCGAAAUAAACCAGAUCGGGUGCCAACCCAACCCAAAAAUAUGGUCCGAAACCAGAAUAUGCAGGCCCAGUUGUCUUAAAAGUCCGUUUAGGGAAUACAACUAGGGUUUUCUUUAUACUCGUCUCUUUUGCUUCUUCUCUCUCAUCGUCAGUUUCGGCUCGAAACCCAGAGGAAUCGCUGAGCAGUGCUCGAGGAGAGAGAAGGGAGGAAGAAAAUGGUGGACAAGACGAAAGGAAGGAAGGAAGAGGUGGUGACUAGGGAGUACACCAUCAAUCUCCACAAGCGCUUGCACGGAUGCACAUUCAAGAAGAAGGCUCCUAAAGCCAUCAAGGAGAUAAGGAAAUUUGCACAAACAGCUAUGGGGACCAAGGAUGUGAGAGUGGAUGUCAAGCUAAACAAGUAUGUCUGGAGCAGGGGGAUCCGAAGUGUCCCAAGGCGGGUGAGAGUUCGCAUUGCUCGCAAGAGAAACGACGAUGAAGACGCCAAGGAAGAGCUCUACUCUCUCGUUACCGUUGCUGAAAUCCCAGCAGAAGGGUUGAAGGGACUGGGAACCAAGGUCAUUGAGGAAGAUGAUUGAGUUCCCAAUAUCUUCCUGUCAUAUGCUGUCUGAACAAUACAUGAGAGUUUUGGGUAGUUUUUAUUGUUACCAGACUGAUUCAGUUUUCCAUUAUUGCCUCGAGCAUAGACUUUCCUAUCUUUAUUUUGGUUGUGGUAAUUCAAUUGUGCUUCUCUUCUUCCCA